This is a messenger RNA of Oenanthe melanoleuca, 2357 nucleotides long. RefSeq names its product protein phosphatase 2 regulatory subunit Balpha (gene PPP2R2A). Gene Ontology annotation, cellular component: cytosol; protein phosphatase type 2A complex. NCBI's taxonomy places the organism in Eukaryota, Metazoa, Chordata, Aves, Passeriformes, Muscicapidae. The transcript is spliced from 10 exons. Gene Ontology annotation, biological process: peptidyl-serine dephosphorylation. The record is from RefSeq and is a predicted model, not a curated record. Bases 198 to 1541 code for a protein of 447 amino acids. Gene Ontology annotation, molecular function: protein binding; protein phosphatase regulator activity.
CAGCUCUGCCGGCGCCAUUUUGGACGCUCACCGCCGGGGGGGCCGGAGCGGGGCCGCCCCAGCCCCGCCGCGGCCGCGCCGCCGCCGCCUCCAUCCGCCGCCAUCGCCGCCCGCCGCCGCCGCCCGCCCCGCGCCGCCCGCCCCGCCCGCGCCGCCCGCUCCGCCCGACCCGCCGCGGCCGCUAUCGCCAGCACAAUAUGGCAGGAGCUGGAGGAGGAAAUGACAUUCAGUGGUGUUUUUCUCAGGUGAAAGGCGCUGUAGAUGAUGAUGUAGCAGAAGCGGAUAUAAUUUCUACAGUAGAGUUUAACCAUUCUGGAGAGUUGUUAGCAACAGGAGACAAGGGAGGCAGAGUUGUCAUUUUUCAACAGGAGCAGGAGAACAAAACCCAGUCUCACAGUAGAGGAGAAUACAAUGUUUACAGUACCUUUCAAAGCCAUGAACCAGAGUUUGACUACUUGAAAAGUUUAGAAAUUGAAGAGAAGAUCAACAAAAUUAGGUGGUUACCCCAGAAAAAUGCUGCUCAGUUUUUAUUGUCUACAAAUGAUAAAACAAUAAAGUUAUGGAAAAUCAGUGAAAGGGACAAAAGACCUGAGGGUUAUAACUUAAAGGAGGAGGAUGGACGGUAUAGGGAUCCUACUACAGUGACAACACUACGGGUGCCAGUGUUCAGGCCUAUGGACCUCAUGGUGGAAGCCAGCCCAAGAAGGAUAUUUGCCAAUGCCCACACAUAUCACAUCAAUUCCAUCUCCAUCAAUAGUGACUAUGAAACCUACCUGUCUGCAGAUGACCUGAGGAUCAACCUGUGGCACCUAGAAAUCACAGACAGAAGUUUCAACAUUGUAGAUAUCAAGCCUGCCAACAUGGAGGAGCUGACAGAGGUGAUCACAGCUGCAGAGUUCCACCCCAACAGCUGCAGCACCUUUGUCUACAGCAGCAGCAAAGGCACCAUCCGCCUGUGUGACAUGAGAGCCUCAGCCCUGUGUGACAGACACUCAAAGUUGUUUGAAGAACCAGAAGAUCCUAGCAACAGAUCAUUUUUCUCUGAAAUCAUCUCUUCCAUAUCUGAUGUCAAAUUUAGCCAUAGUGGUCGAUAUAUGAUGACUAGAGAUUAUCUGUCAGUGAAGAUCUGGGAUUUAAAUAUGGAAAAUAGACCUGUGGAAACAUACCAGGUGCAUGAAUACCUCAGAAGUAAACUCUGCUCCCUGUAUGAGAACGAUUGCAUUUUUGACAAGUUUGAAUGCUGUUGGAAUGGAUCAGACAGCAUUGUCAUGACAGGAUCCUACAACAACUUCUUCAGGAUGUUUGACCGGGGCAGCAAGCGGGACGUGACGCUGGAGGCGUCGCGGGAGAACAACAAGCCGCGCACGGUGCUGAAGCCGCGCAAGGUCUGCGCCAGCGGCAAGAGGAAGAAGGACGAGAUCAGCGUCGACAGCUUGGACUUCAACAAGAAGAUCCUGCACACGGCCUGGCACCCCAAGGAGAACAUCAUCGCUGUAGCCACCACAAACAACUUGUAUAUAUUUCAAGACAAGAUGAAUUAGGGUUGGCAUUCCUAACUGAAGAGUCACUUCCUGCAUAGUUGAAAUAGUUGAAUCUAGCAUUUGUACCUGUAAGGAAAGCAAGUGAGAGGUCCAUUAUGGCACCCCUUUCCAGUGUUUAAAAUGUGCCAUAUGACAACACACUUUUAUAGCUCCAUGGAGAAGGCUCUGUGGCUCUGUUGUCUCCAUGCCUGCUAGCCAUUUAGGUGAGGGUAGGGCACUUUUUAAUUUAAAUGACUACUUGCACCAUCUUGCCUAAUGGACUAGACUGGACUGUCUCAACAUCGGUUUACUCCACUUUUUAUGCCUUCCAUUGUGAUGACGUCAGACACAGGGAAAGCCUUCAAUCAUGCUAUGGGAUUUAAUUGUGUAACCUCAUUACUGUAUCAUUCGUGGCCCCCUUUUUUUAUUAAAUACAGCUCAUUCUUGCUGUGGCUUGUAGCAUUCCUCCUCCUUCUGGCCUCCUGGACUCCCCCUUCCCCCUCGUCCCCCUCCACCUCGCCUCGGUGGUGGUGUAUGGAAAAAAAAUAAACAAAAUAAAGCACAUAAAAUGGGUCCUUUUGGGGUCAGUGGUAAAGGGGGUCUGUGUUGCAACAAAUGUUUUAAUAAACAGUUGACUGUAAUCACUCCUUGCCAUGUCUGGCACCAAAAACAAAAAAAAGAAAAUAAGGAAAAAAACAAACAAACUACUGAAUAAAAGUGACAAAGAAUGGAGAAUCUGUUUUCUUUUUUUUUUUUUAAUCUACCUCUUUAUACAAAUACUCUGUGUUUUAUCUUAGAUGCAUGAAAAUAAAAUGAUGGUUUUUGUAAUGAUUUUAA